GGUAUCCCCUGGAACAUCGGGAGCAAAUCCAGGACAGUUGCAGAAUGCAUCCUGGCCCCAGACGGACAGCCAUUAUGGCGGAUCAGAUAUGGAUUACUGGGUUCAGAUAGCAGAAUGCUCUGGACUCUUGGACCCGGUUGGAUCUGAAUUGCAAGGGGAGCAGGCAGGUGCUGAUGGUGAGACUAUCACGGUCCUGGACGAUCCCUAUGAUGGGCCGUUCGUCAGCGUCACGGACAGAGAUUCGCGCUCGCCCAAACGCCAAUGUCGCCCAGGAGGCUCUCGGACGAACUCGGACACUUCCGGCCAGACGCCACCAUCCUUUGGAAUCCACAGCGCGACCGACCAUGACGGGAAACACGAAACUUUAGAGAAUGAGCUCACGGCGCAGCUAGCAAGUCGGCUGGGGCAGUUACAGUUUGCAGAAGACGGCCAAUUACGCUAUUACGGCGCGACGAGCAACUUGCACAUGAUCAACCAUGGACUGCUUUCCCUAUUCGAGCCAUCCAUCUGCACAAUCCGCACGGAUGGCGACAUGGCGCUACGCCAGCGCGGCCUUGAAUGGGCUGGCGACGCUGCUUAUGAGGAGCACCUGACAAACCUCUAUUUUGCAUGGCAUAACCCACUAUUGAUCGAGAUUGACAGGGAGAUUUAUAUGAGGGAGAAGAAAGUGUACGAAGCUGGGCAUGAUACGCCGUACUAUUCACCAACGCUGGCCAUGGCUAUACUGGCAGUUGGCGCAGCAUAUUCGUCACGCCAGCACCCGGGGAAUCACGACGAUGCCGCAGAGUUCUUUGGCUCCCGUGCAAAAGCUCUGCUGGAGAUCGAGAUCGACAGCCCUACUCUAGCUACCGCACAGGCGCUACUCAUCUUGUCCGCACAUGAAGGUGCUAGAGCCCGUGAUUCCAGAGGCUGGAUAUAUACUGGUAUGGCAGUGCAAGUUCUCACCGACUUGGGAUUGCACCUCAACCUCGAGCAUGAGCAGGUAGAGCUGAAUUCUACCAACACGACUGGGGAUAUUGCUGAGCUGCGGAGGAACAUAUUCUGGGCCACAUACUCGGCAACCACGCUAUGGAGUUCGUACAGCGGGCGUCCGUUCCCCAUGAACAACACUCAACAUAACAUUCCCGAACCUCUACCUCCCACUCGCUAUAAAUGGGAAUACUACGUCGACCGCGCGGAGCAACCACCGCUCCCUCCCGGAUUAGAUCUGAGCGCCGCGAACAUCGUGCCGAUGUAUAUCACGCGCUUGGCGAUCAAGAUGGGCAAGAUCUCGAGCACUCUCUACACGGGCCUACCGGAAUCGCUGACAGGCGCACACUUGUUUUACGUCGCAAUUGAUGCGGAGCUCAAGCAGUGGAAGGACUCGCUUCCACACUCGCUGCAUGUUGAUACAAGCCAAGACUGGCGCUCGAACGAGGGAAAACUCUACCUUCCGAUGGUGCUACAGCUUCACAUGCAAUACCACGAAGCCAUGAUCCUUCUGCAUCGGCCCUUCAUCACCAAAAUCCGCAGCUCCCCUGGCUCACCCACACCCACACCAGGAACCCUAGACGCCGCAUCCGCAUGCACGCACUCGGCGUCCGAGAUCUCGCGGCUCUUGGUCCUCUAUCGACGCCAAUGGGGCCUGCAGCAGAUCAACAUCCAAGCCGUGCACGUCGUGAUGACUGCCGGGAUCAUCCACGCUCACGACUGCUGCGUGUACUCGGGGACAUUGGCGCGUACCGCCCGCGAUGGCCUCCACGUCUGCUUGCAGGCACUGGGCGAGAUGGGCCAGACGUUCCACAGUGGUAAUCGGGGACUGCAGGUCGUUAUGAGCUUGCUGCGCGACUGGCAGAAUCAGACUUUUGCGGUGAGGAAGAGGGGGUCGAGCUUUCAUGGCCAUGGCCCUGCUGGCCCUGCUGCUUCGAGUACGGUGGCAGCGUAAGUACAGUAAUCACUGGAGGAGUGCAAUUACCUACGCUCUGCCUUGGGCUUUUGUUCUGCAUUCUAGCGCCUGAGCAGUCAGCUAGUACCGUUGCGAAGUACCUAGGUAAUUAAUUGAUGCUGUUCCUGAACCUAGUAGGUGAGUGGGACAACCAACAUACAAGACCGUUGGUUUUUUACAUAUAAAGGCUGCACAUCAUGUAUACUUAGGUACCUAAAUGACAGU
Amorphotheca resinae ATCC 22711 is the source of this 2149-nucleotide messenger RNA. RefSeq lists its product as hypothetical. Gene Ontology annotation, biological process: DNA-templated transcription. Lineage: Eukaryota; Fungi; Ascomycota; Leotiomycetes; Helotiales; Amorphothecaceae. The record is from RefSeq and is a predicted model, not a curated record. Bases 89 to 1924 code for a protein of 611 amino acids. Gene Ontology annotation, molecular function: zinc ion binding; DNA binding. The transcript has 7 exons.